Papaver somniferum (opium poppy) is the source of this 366-nucleotide messenger RNA. Its product is annotated as EPIDERMAL PATTERNING FACTOR-like protein 6. The record is from RefSeq and is a predicted model, not a curated record. Lineage: Eukaryota; Viridiplantae; Streptophyta; Magnoliopsida; Ranunculales; Papaveraceae. The transcript has 3 exons. The coding region runs from base 1 to 366 and encodes 121 amino acids. Gene Ontology annotation, biological process: guard cell differentiation; stomatal complex development.
AUGGUUUCAUCUACCUCUGCAUCCUCUUCUUCUUCUUUUUAUCAUGCUUCGUUACCUGCGAGAAGUCUCUUCUCAUCAACUCGUCAUCAACUCGGUAGAGGGUUGGCAAUGGGAUUGACGUCCCAAGAAAAGAUAAAGAGUAGUAGAAGAGAUAAUAAUAAUGGAGAAUCGGUGAUGAUGAAUCGGAGGAGAGUGUUAAUACGAAUGGGAGUUGGAUCGUCACCACCUACGUGUAGAUCUAGAUGCGGAAGGUGUAGCCCAUGUAAGGCAGUUCACGUAGCUAUACAACCAGGUCGAAGUGUAAUACUUGAAUAUUAUCCUGAAGCUUGGAGAUGCAAAUGUGGGAAUAAACUCUUUAUGCCUUGA